AUGGACGGUCAAGCAUGGGCCAGCACGGGCUGGGACAACUCGAGCCCUGCCCGCCAGAGUCCCACCGUACAACAAGAUCUAAUCCGCGAUGGCACGGAUAAGUUCAAGCUCAUGGUUCUCGGAGAAGCCUCUGGAGGUGCUGCCGCCCCUGGUACCAACCACUCCAUGGCCGUGGCCGGCCAGUCCCAGGCUCGCACUCCGAUCGCGCCCAAUCCCUCUGCUUCGCAAGAGAUUAAGCCCAUGUUCUCGAACCCAACCUCGCCUUGGAAUCUCUUUGCGAGGAAUUCUCAGAAAGCAAACGCGUCUGAGCUGCCUAUGCCUGGAGCUGCCUCCAGCACAAAACCUGGACGCUUUGCAGGUGGACCUCCGCGCGCGCGAAACUACGAGAAAUACUCCAUGUCGGAGAAGAGCAUGCCUUCGGCCGUAAUCGGCAGCGAUGAUGAUAACAAUCUGGCCCAACGAGUAGGCAAGGUCGAUAUCCGAGGCCACAUCGCACCUCCUCACAUUCUGGAGAACUUUGGCGGAAAGUGGAUCAAGGCGACAUGGGGCAACGAUGAUGAUGAUGACCAUGAAGAGCUCCUUGCCUCGGAGUCCUUUCUUAACCCAUUCGUCCUGUCGUGGCAAGAGACUAUACCCAGAAACAUCUGUGUUGACUUGGCUGACCCUGAGCCAAACUCCCCUCACUGGACCCGGGACAUUGACACAACCACGGGCAAGUUCAUUGACCAAAUCCACCAACCACCCACCAUGGUUGGUGAAGAGAGCUUGAGCGCACAGGAGAUGCAGCAUCGAUUUACCUGGACCUCCACAUCGCUUGGUCGUCUUGAGUACAAGCGGUACAAGAAAGGCUUGCGGAGAUUCAACGCGGUUCCUGAAGAUUAUGGCAUGGUCCCGCUGAGUGAGGAACCCUACCGGCCGAGGCCCAAGCCUUACACAACCAAGAUCCCGUGUCUGGUUCGCCCAGCCAAUAUUGAAGAUAUGGCCAGCGCUCUGGAGAUCUACAACCAUGAAGUGAGCACGGGGACCCAGGCUUGGGAUGUUGACGUCUUGCAAGUGGAAGACUUCAACAGGAUCUUCAAUGGCUGCAAGGAAGGCCAGCUACCCUUCAUUGUUGCUGUUGCCAGCUCGGACGCGGCACCAGCCCCCCCAAGCGGCCAACAGGCUUUGGACAAGAUCGUCGCGUUCGGAUUCCUCUCCACCUACGAUCUUGGCCUGUCUCGCAGCAUGUAUGGAACAGGCAGGUACUCUGUCAAGGCCAACGUCUACGUUCACUCCGAGUACCGUCGUAAGCGAGUCGGUUCCGCCGUCCUCGAUCGCUUGCUGCGGUACAGCCUGCACACGUAUGAUCCCCAGCACCACUACAUGUACCAGGGACCGAAGGAUGACCCGGUCUACAUGCCUGCAACUUCGGCACAGAGCCGGCUGUACUACCGUGUUUACGUCGAGCUGCUGUUUCGGGGUGCCCAGGAUCCGCAGAGAGAGUGGUAUGGUAAGCUGCUUGGUCAAUUUGGAUUCACCUGCAAGGCGGAUGGUCUCGAUUACGCCCACCGCACGACCGAUGCGCCAGGCGUUCAAGGCGAGGCCCUGGACAAGGUGAUCUAUCAGUAUGACUAUACUGAUGAUAGGGGCGUGCUCAAGUCGCGGCAGCCGCUGCGUCGCCCGGGUUUGAACGUUUCUUCUUGA
This is a messenger RNA of Thyridium curvatum, 1683 nucleotides long. RefSeq lists its product as uncharacterized. The transcript has a single exon. Gene Ontology annotation, molecular function: acyltransferase activity, transferring groups other than amino-acyl groups. The coding region runs from base 1 to 1683 and encodes 560 amino acids. NCBI's taxonomy places the organism in Eukaryota, Fungi, Ascomycota, Sordariomycetes, Thyridiales, Thyridiaceae. The record is from RefSeq and is a predicted model, not a curated record.